GAAGUCUCGGGGUGGGAGGGGGAGAACACGGAGUUCCGAGUCCAGCCUCGCUCUGGCUCUGGGGCUCCGCCCUUGCCCCGCCUUCCGCGGUGAGGGGGGCGGAGAGCACGGCCUGAUGCGUCCUCUUAUUGGGCGGCGCCGAGGGCAGGGGGCGUGGCCUGAGGCUGCCUAGAUCCCCUCACCAUGGCCUCGCCCCUGUCAUUGGGCCAAUCGUCCGUCACCGGCAGAGGACACGACCAAGAUGGCGGCAGGGAUAGUGCGAGGUGGGCUCGCCGGCUGCGGGCAGCAGGUGGCCCGGCUGCUGAGGAGACGCUUCCAUCGCUCGGCGCCCGCCGCGCUGCAGGUGACGGUCCGAGAUGCCUUGAAUCAGGGGAUGGAUGAAGAACUGGAACGGGACGAGAGGGUCUUCUUGCUUGGAGAAGAAGUUGCUCAGUAUGACGGGGCCUACAAGGUCAGCCGGGGGCUGUGGAAGAAGUAUGGGGACAAGAGAAUCAUCGACACACCAAUAUCGGAGAUGGGCUUUGCUGGGAUUGCUGUCGGGGCAGCUAUGGCUGGAUUAAGGCCCAUCUGUGAAUUCAUGACCUUCAAUUUCUCUAUGCAAGCAAUUGACCAGGUUAUAAACUCAGCCGCCAAGACUUACUACAUGUCUGGUGGGCUUCAGCCUGUGCCCAUUGUCUUCAGGGGACCUAAUGGUGCUUCAGCUGGCGUGGCUGCCCAGCAUUCCCAGUGCUUUGCAGCUUGGUAUGGGCACUGUCCUGGAUUAAAAGUGGUCAGUCCUUGGAGUUCAGAGGAUGCAAAAGGUCUCAUUAAAUCAGCAAUCCGGGAUGAUAAUCCAGUUGUGGUACUGGAAAAUGAGCUGAUGUAUGGAGUUCCUUUUGAAUUUCCAGAUGAAGCUCAGUCAAAAGAUUUCCUGAUUCCUAUUGGAAAAGCUAAAAUAGAAAGGCAAGGAACCCACGUUACAUUGGUUUCCCACUCACGACCUGUUGGCCACUGUAUGGAAGCAGCUGCCAUAUUAUCUAAAGAAGGAGUAGAAUGUGAGGUGAUCAAUAUGCGGACCAUCAGACCAAUGGACACACAAACCAUUGAGGCCAGCGUGAUGAAGACCAAUCAUCUCAUCACCGUCGAAGGAGGCUGGCCCCAGUUUGGGGUGGGAGCAGAGAUUUGCUCAAGUAUCAUGGAAGGUCCUGCAUUUAACUUCCUUGAUGCUCCCGCUGCCCGCGUCACGGGUGCCGAUGUUCCAAUGCCUUACGCAAAGCUGCUGGAAGAAAACUGUGUCCCUCAGGUCAAGGACAUCAUCUUUGCAGUCAAGAAGACACUGAAUAUCUAACGUGUGGUUUGGCCUUGAAGCCCCUGGGAGGAAUUCUUGCGUGUAAUACUGCCUCAGAGGCUAGGACUUGCCAAGCUCACCUGUCCUCUACUGACUCUAGAACCAUAAGGCCUCCGGAUACCAUUUUGUAUGAGGAAAGGUGUCAAAGCAUUGGGGUGGACACACUCCCGCCAUCUCCAUCCCAAGACCCACACCCUUUUGUGUCUGUUACAGUUAGGUUCUUUCUGCUCCAAAGAAAACUAGUCCAUUUGAUGUUUCUGCCUCCAGUACCAGCAGGACAGUAUGGUGGUGGCACUGAAGGAACCCUGGCCAGCAAUUUGACUGAUAGUUAACUUAUCACUACUAAAGGAAAACAUGGUCUGACUCUGUUGGGUUCUAUUUUGAUAAGUAAUAAAUACCUUCUGGUUCUGGUCA
This is a messenger RNA of Monodelphis domestica (gray short-tailed opossum), 1741 nucleotides long. RefSeq names its product pyruvate dehydrogenase E1 subunit beta (gene PDHB). The record is from RefSeq and is a predicted model, not a curated record. Gene Ontology annotation, biological process: pyruvate decarboxylation to acetyl-CoA. Gene Ontology annotation, cellular component: pyruvate dehydrogenase complex. NCBI's taxonomy places the organism in Eukaryota, Metazoa, Chordata, Mammalia, Didelphimorphia, Didelphidae. Gene Ontology annotation, molecular function: pyruvate dehydrogenase (acetyl-transferring) activity.